CAAACGCUCAUCUUUAGGCUUUACCUCCACCCCACCGUGAAGAAGACUUGAGAGUUGAGAAUUUGGGAAAGCUCGGCCGAAUUCCUUGCACAGAAGAUCAGAAUGUCGCCGGAGACGGCCAGGAACCCACCGGAAUCUGAAGUCACUGGCCUGAAUUUCAAGGAAACAGAGCUGACCUUGGGUCUACCGGGUGAAUCACGGACUCAGGCAGAGAUUGUUUCCAAGAACAGCAAGCGUGGAUUCUCGGAAACCGUUGAUCUGAACCUCGGGAGUUCGAGUAGCAGCGAAACACGUGGCAGAAGUCAGGUCGAAGAGCAAGGGGAAAGUGAAGCCCCCUGUGCAGGGAAGCCUCCAGCUUCAAAGGCACAAGUGGUUGGAUGGCCACCAGUGAGGUCGUUCAGGAAGAACGCGUUGAAGAGCUGCACGUACGUGAAGGUGGCCGUGGACGGAGCACCGUAUCUACGGAAGGUAGACUUGGAGACGUACUCCAGCUACCAGCAGCUGUUGAGCGCUCUGGAGAAUAUGUUCACCUGCUUCACCAUCCGUAACGUUCUAAACGAGAGGAAGCUUAUGGAUCCCGUGAACGGAACCGAAUACGUUCCUACUUACGAAGAUAAGGACGGAGACUGGAUGUUGGUCGGAGACGUCCCGUGGAAAAUGUUCGUCGCAUCAUGCAAGCGUAUUCGAUUGAUGAAAAGCUCAGAGGCAGUCGGAUUAGCUCCAGGGACCCCCGCACAAUCUGCAAGCGCGUCGUGAUCAGAGAAAGGAGCCCCCAUUGGAGGGCAUUCGUCCUUUGUCUGAUACAGUAGAACUUGUACAGAUAUUGUUCCAAUCGUUUUUUUUUUUUUGUGGGUUUCUUUUUUUUUUCUUUUCUGUUUCUGUUUAGUUUCCUUUUAUUGGGGCCUGGGGGAGUCUUGAUUAACUCGGAGGUGGAGAAGGAGGAGGGAUGGAAGAGAAAUAAGGAGUUGAGAGACCUGCCUGUAAUUAUGUAUUCUUAUGUUACUGGUGCAGCUACUGUAGUCUAGUCGGCUUUUCUAGUUAUAACUCCAGUCACACUCUUCUUAUACUAAGGAAAAGAAAUAAAAAGAAGAGAAACUGAGGAAAAAAAAGGUUUAUUUGAUUC
Nelumbo nucifera (sacred lotus) is the source of this 1123-nucleotide messenger RNA. Its product is annotated as auxin-responsive protein IAA1. Lineage: Eukaryota; Viridiplantae; Streptophyta; Magnoliopsida; Proteales; Nelumbonaceae. Gene Ontology annotation, cellular component: nucleus. The record is from RefSeq and is a predicted model, not a curated record. Gene Ontology annotation, biological process: regulation of DNA-templated transcription.